Messenger RNA from Ceratosolen solmsi marchali, 1983 nucleotides. RefSeq names its product BTB/POZ domain containing protein 3 lute (gene lute). Bases 283 to 1857 code for a protein of 524 amino acids. Gene Ontology annotation, cellular component: cytosol. The record is from RefSeq and is a predicted model, not a curated record. Gene Ontology annotation, molecular function: protein binding. The transcript has 7 exons. NCBI's taxonomy places the organism in Eukaryota, Metazoa, Arthropoda, Insecta, Hymenoptera, Agaonidae. Gene Ontology annotation, biological process: neurogenesis.
UGCGUCGCUCGGUGGGAGUUAGGGGUAUUCGACAAUCAGGAGGGGAGCAAAGAGAGAAGAGAUCAACGACAGCGACCAUAAAGAGCGCGCGCAGAUCGCUGAAAAUGGCGAAGCAAGUCUAGUCAUUGGCGUAUAGCAGUGAUCGACUCUCGUGUGUGACUAUUCUCUCAUCACCGACGGCUCGGUGAGCCGCUGACACUGAGGAUUCGAGAUCGCCGUCACCACCAUUACUCGUACGGUUACUGCUGCUAUUAUUCGAGGUCGGGGGAUAACCCCGAGGCAAUGGCCAUGUCAAAUCUUUAUUCGAAGAUCGCCACCAAGCCGGUGAAGCGAUUCCAAGAGAACAUUUCCGUAAGCCAGACAAACGCCUGGGUAAACGCGGAAUUACCAAGCACAGUAUCAGGAUCACCACCAUCAGUCAGUCCAAUAUCUUCAAUAGUUCUACAACGUGAGGGAGUAGUUAGUCAACCUUUAAGUAUACCAGCAUCGCCACUGUCUUCUAUUUCUUCACCAAUCAUUCAAACAUUUAAUCUUUUAUCUUUGGAAGACUGUACUCAAGAUCCAAAUUGGCAGGCUACAAAGCCUACAAUAAGAGAACGAAAUGCAGCAAUGUUCAAUAAUCCACUUAUGGCUGACAUUCAAUUCAUUGUUGGAAAUCCAGGACAUACCCAAACUAUCCCAGCACAUAAAUAUGUACUAGCCACAGGUAGCUCUGUUUUUUAUGCCAUGUUUUAUGGAGGUCUAGCCGAAAACAAAAAUGAAAUAGAAGUUCCAGAUGUAGAACCUGAUGCAUUUUUAGCAUUGUUAAGAUACAUGUAUUGUGACGAUGUUAAACUUGAAGCUGAUACCGUAUUAGCAACGUUAUAUGUUGCAAAAAAGUACAUCGUUCCACAUUUAGCCCGCGCCUGCGUUACUUUUUUAGAAACGAGUUUAAACGCCAAAAAUGCGUGUCUACUACUGAGCCAAUCCCGAUUAUUCGAAGAACCUGAUCUCAUGCAACGCUGCUGGGAGGUUAUUGAUGCCCAAGCAGAAAUGGCUUUGCGAUCGGAAGGUUUUGUUGAAAUAGACAUUCAUACGCUUGAAUCGGUGCUUUCUCGAGAAACCUUAAACUGCAAAGAAAUUCAUUUAUGGAACGCAGCCUUAAGGUGGGCACAUGCAGAAUGCCUACGAGAAGAUCUGGAACCAACUCCAAGCAAUCAAAGACGACUAUUGGGAUCUGCUUUGAAUUUAAUUAGACUUCCUGCCAUGAGUUUGGAAGAAUUUGCUAAUAGCGCAGCGCAAACUGGUAUACUCACACAGCAAGAAACAAUCGACGUAUUUCUUCACUUCAUUGCCAGUACAAAGCCUCUACUUUGCUUUCCUAUUAAACCCCGACAGGGAUUAAAAACUCAGGCGUGUCAUCGAUUUCAAUCAUGUGCAUAUAGAUCGAACCAGUGGCGCUACCGAGGCCGUUGUGAUUCCAUCCAGUUCAGUGUCGACAAGCGAAUCUUCGUUGUCGGCUUCGGCCUGUACGGAAGCUCUUCCGGCGCAGCCGAUUACAAUGUUCGCAUCGAACUUAAGAGACUUGGUCGUGUUCUAUCCGAGAAUAAUACUAAAUUCUUUUCCGACGGUUCGAGUAACACCUUUCACGUAUACUUCGAGAAUCCUAUACAGAUUGAACCAGAGAACUUUUAUACGGCUAGUGCGAUCCUUGAUGGGGGCGAACUAAGUUACUUCGGCCAAGAGGGUAUGUCUGAGGCAACAGUCGGCAGCGUCACUUUCCAAUUUCAGUGCAGCUCCGAGAGCACGAAUGGCACCGGUGUUCAAGGUGGACAGAUACCAGAACUGAUAUUUUAUGGACCACCCUCAGACGAAUGACGUAAUUUCAUUAGCGAAAUAUGUUAAUUUUGAAUACGCCAAAAAUAAUUAAAUUCUAUUUUUGAGGCGAUUAUAUUUGUAAAUUGAACAUUAAUAAAGUACGUAGCAAAAAGUACAGAAUAAAAA